UGGGAUAUCUAGAUUCCAGCAUUCGCCCAAAGCGGCCGAGUCCAGCCUGUGUGUCAGCAGGGACAGCGUCUGGGCAGAAUGGGGGCGUGGAAAGGAUUAAAGCCCCUUCUGAAAUGUCUCCAAUGGCCCUUCUCCCCCGACAGGCUGUAGAGCACCCAUGUCUGUCUCCAGCUCAGCCCCGGGCCUGCAGAGCCAGGGACAAGAAAUGGCCGUGGCGGGGCUAGUGACCUUCGAGGAAGUGGCUGUGUAUUUCUCUGAGGAGGAAUGGGCUCUGCUUGACCCAGGCCAGAGAGCCCUCUACUGGGAUGUGAUGCAGGAGAAUUACAAGGCCGUGAGCUGGCUGGGAUUUCCAGUCUCCAAAGCUCAUGCGAUCUCCUGGGUGGAGCGUGGGGAGGAGCUGCGGAUCCCGGAUCUCCAGGGCUCUGAGGAAGGGGGGCUCGGCAGCAACACCCACACAGGUGAGCAAUCAGCUAAACUGACUCAAUUUCUGUGUCCUCAUAGCAGGUGUCACUUCUGCAUUUUCAUCAAGUCUAACUGCACAGAGACUGACUCCUGUCUGGAUUCUCUCUCUCUCCCAGCAGGUGAUGGGACGCUGCGUGAGAACAAUGAGGAGAGAGGAAGGGAGCACGUGGCUCCAUGUGGGAUGUUACCAGGAAGAUCUGAAGAGCAUGUUUAUGGGAGUCCUGUGCUGGGAGAGACCUGGCAGAGUCAGCGUAGCCCAGAGCGGCAGCAGGGAAACCAUGCAAGGGAGGGACAGCGUAAAACCAGUCACAGGAGCAGAGGGGUGAAAAGAAACAGAGAAACCGCCAUUCAACAGAAAAUCCCCCAUCAAUUCGCACCCUGCACUUGCAGUGAGUGUGGGAAAAGUUUCCAAUGUAGACGGGUCCGCAUUUCACACCAGAGAAUCCACACAAGCAAGCAACCCUUUGACUUGUCUGACUGUGGGAAUAACUUCAGUCAGGGACUGCAUCCAACUGACAAAAUCUGUGACUGCCCUGACUGUGAGAAAAGCGUGCUAUGCCAAUCAGGUGUUACUGAACACCAGAGAAACCACAAGGUAGCAAACCUAUUCAAGUGCUCUGACUGUGGGAAAAGCUUCAACCGGCGCUCAAAUCUUCUUGAUCAUCAGAGAAUCCACACAGGGGAGAAACCCUUCCUCUGCUCUGAGUGUGGGAAAAGCUUCCGUCGGCACUCAUACCUUAUUAAGCAUCAGAUAUUACACACACGAGAGGCACCCUUUAAUUGUUCUGACUGCGGGAAAAGCUUCAGUGGGAACUCAGACCUUGUUAGACACAGGAGGAUGCACACCGGUGAGAAACCCUUCCACUGCUUUGAGUGUGGGAAGAGCUUCCGUCAGCGCUCAAUUCUUAAUACACAUCAGAGAACCCACAUAGGAGAGAAACUCUUUAACUGCUCUGACUGUGGGAAAAGGUUUUGGCAGAGCUUCGAGCUUGUUAGACACAGGAAAAUUCACACAGGAGAGAAGCCCUUCAACUGCUCUGACUGUGGGAAAAACUUCAGUCGGCGCUCAUGUCUGAACAGUCAUCAUAGAACCCACACAGGAGAGAAACCCUUCAGUUGCUCUGACUGUGGAAAAAACUUCAGUCGGCGCUCAUAUCUUAAUAGUCAUCAUAGAACCCACACAGGAGAGAAACCCUUCAGUUGCUCUGACUGUGGAAAAAACUUCAGUCGGCGCUCAUAUCUUAAUAGUCAUCAUAGAACCCACACAGGAGAGAAACUCUUUAACUGUUCUCACUGCGGGAAAAGGUUUCAGCAAAGCUCCGACCUUGUUAAACACAGGAGAACUCACACAGGAGAGAAGCCCUUCAGCUGCUCUGACUGUGGAAAAUGCUUCACUGAGAAUGCAACCCUGAUUAAGCAUCAGAGAAUCCACACAGGAGAGAAACCAUUCAGCUGCUCUGACUGUGGGAAAAGCUUCCGUCAGCGCUCAAGUCUUCUUGAUCAUCAGAGAAUCCACACGGGAGAGAAACCUUUCAGCUGCACUGACUGUGGGAAAAGCUUCCAUCGGCCCUCAAAUCUUCUUGAUCAUCAGAGAACCCACAUAGGAGAGAAACCCUUCGGCUGCUCUGACUGUGGGAAAAGCUUCAGUAGGCGCUCAUACCUUAUUAAGCAUCAGAUAUUACACACACGAGAGACACCCUUUAACUGUCCUGACUGCGGGAAAAGCUUCAGUGGGAACUCAGACCUUGUUAGACACAGGAAAAUCCACACAGGAGAGAAACCCUUCAGCUGUUCUGACUGUGGGAAAAGCUUCAGUGGGAACUCAGACCUUGUUAGACACAGGAAAAUCCACACAGGAGAGAAACCCUUCAGCUGUUCUGACUGUGGGAAAAGCUUCAGUCGGCGCUCAUGUCUUAACAGUCAUCAUAGAACCCACACAGGAGAGAAACCCUUCAGCUGCUCUGACUGUGGGAAAAACUUCACUCGGCGCUCAUAUCUUCUUGCUCAUCAGAGAACCCACAUAGGAGAGAAACACAGCGCACAGUUAACCUGUGGAACUCCUUGCCAGAGGAUGUUGUGAAGACCAAGACUUUAACAGGGUUCAA
This is a messenger RNA of Pelodiscus sinensis (Chinese soft-shelled turtle), 2567 nucleotides long. Lineage: Eukaryota; Metazoa; Chordata; Testudines; Trionychidae. The record is from RefSeq and is a predicted model, not a curated record.